Messenger RNA from Microdochium trichocladiopsis, 570 nucleotides. RefSeq lists its product as uncharacterized. The record is from RefSeq and is a predicted model, not a curated record. The coding region runs from base 1 to 516 and encodes 171 amino acids. Lineage: Eukaryota; Fungi; Ascomycota; Sordariomycetes; Xylariales; Microdochiaceae. The transcript is spliced from 2 exons.
AUGAGCCAGCGAACUGGUAUCUGUCUCGAGCUGAUGAUCAUGGGACUGUUGAGCCGUCACACAGAGAAGGACAAUCCAAGUCAUUCCAUGAUUCUUCGUUGCUGCCGCCAUGAUUACAUCCUCGUGCAAAGAAGAAACAAACCCCGCAUGUCUACUACCUGGAGACUGCGAAUUUGUCUCACUGAGGAAACUGCUGCAAGCCACGGACCCGUCAAGCUUGACUCGUGGGCUGCAAAGGCUGCGGCUAGAGCUCAUAGCUGGGGCGCCGUCUCGACUCGCCCGAAAGAGGCUCAAGAACAAGGUUCUUAUCUCGUGGCCCAGGAGUGGGCUCCAUUCGGCCGCGCUCGCUCGUUGGUUCGUCAGGGUGCCCCUGAUCUAGAUCCCUGGGGGAUCUUGCAUUGCAGGACUAGCGGCGGACAAGUUCUUCUGCUGGCGCCAGUGAGUAUGCGCACCAAGCAGGCUGGGCGAGCUUGGCUGCUCCAGCGGUCUUGGCGUGGGCUUUGUGGUGCCAUCUAGCCGGCGGGCACGACGAGCACGUGUGCCCAAAGCAGACAUUUGGAGGUGGUGGUG